Messenger RNA from Patella vulgata (common limpet), 2870 nucleotides. Its product is annotated as putative ankyrin repeat protein RF_0381. The transcript has a single exon. Lineage: Eukaryota; Metazoa; Mollusca; Gastropoda; Patellidae. Gene Ontology annotation, molecular function: protein binding. The coding region runs from base 5 to 1144 and encodes 379 amino acids. The record is from RefSeq and is a predicted model, not a curated record.
AAAGAUGCGAUUCUUAAUUUCAGUCGGAGCCGAUAUCAAUUUAAAGGAUCAUGAAAUGAGGAGUUUGUUACAUGCUAGCUGUCAGUGGGGUGAUAUAGCAUGUGUCAAGUUGCUGAUUAAACAAGGAAUAAAUGUUAAUGGUAGAGAUUUUUACGGUAAAACGCCCUUAUUUGAAUGUAUACAGUCAAAUGUUGAUAGAAUAGAAAAGAUGCGAUUCUUAAUUUCAGUCGGAGCCGAUAUCAAUUUAAAGGAUCAUGACAUGAGGAGUUUGUUACAUGCUAGCUGUCAGUGGGGUGAUAUAGCAUGUGUCAAGUUGCUGAUUAAAGAAGGGUUAGGUGUCAAUGAUAGAGAUGAUUACGGUCAAACGCCCUUAUUUAGUUGUAUACAGUCAAAAGUUGAUAGAAUAGAAAAAAUGCGAUUCUUGAUUUCAGUCGGAGCCGAUAUUAACGUAAAGAAUAAAGACAAGAACAGUUCUUUACAUGUUAGCUGUCAGUCGGGUGAUAUAGCAUGUGUCAAGAUUCUGAUUAAAGAAGGGUUAGGUGUCAAUGAUAGAGCUGUUUUCGGUCAAACGCCCUUAUUUUAUUGUAUACAGUCAGCUGUUGAUAGAAUAGAAAAGAUGCAAUUCUUGAUUUCAAAAGGAGCCGAUAUCAAUGUAAAGGAUAAAAAACGGAGAAGUUUGUUACAUAUCAGCUGUAAUUUGGGUGAUAUACCAUGUGUCAAGUGGCUGAUUAAAGAAGGGGGGUUACAUGUUAAUGAUAGAGAUCGUUACGGUGAGACGCCAUUAUUGUUUUGUAUAAGCUCAAUUGUUGAUAGAAUAAUAUGUGUAGAAAUAACUGAGAUUCUGAUUAAGGCAGGAGCAGAUGUAAAUGCUAGGGACAGGAAAGGACAGAGCAUAUUACAUCAUAGUGUUGAAUUCGGCGAUGUAAAAUAUGUUAAAAUUCUGAUUGAGGCAGGAGCCAAGGUAAAGGUAAAGGAUAAAAAGGGCUAUAAACCUAUUUAUUAUUGCUGUAAAACGUUUUUUGAUCCUGUUGAAAAGGUAAAAUUGCUUUUAGAAGCCGGUGCUAAAAUUAAAUUCCGGAAAAAAAUGAUUAAGAAAAGUUUUGUAAGUGAUUUGCGUGAGUUUUUGAAAACAUAUAGUCAGUGAUCUUUUUGAAGGAGGGUCAUUCUAUAUCAAUUAACCCAUAAUAUCUGGAAGAGUAUGGGAAGUCAAUUAGAAGUAUUGCCUUUCGUUUCCAUGCAUGUUUUAGUUGGUGAGGUGAAGGUCAAGUCAAGGUCACCUCAUUCAGGUGGUCAACAUCAAGGUCAAAAGUUCAUUGAUUUUAAUAAAGAUUUAAAGCUGAACUCCGAUUACAAAACUACAGAAAUAAUUAAAUAAAAAAUAAUUAACGCCCAAAAUAAUCGCCAUACUUGUUUUCAAGUUGUAGAGCAAUCAUGGCGAUGGUACGGCAUACAAAAACAGAGGCAGGCCACGCCCACAUCCAGUUCACUACUUGUCAUCCACACUGUCCUACCCCCUUUCCCUGAUAUAUCCAUGUCUAAGAAACCGUGAAUUCGAUAUAGCUGAAACUUUGAAAUUUGAAUUUUUGCACGUACAGAAGCCAUAUACAUAAAGUUUGAUCGAAAUCGGAGAUGGUGUGAACAAUUUCCUUGUUGCUAACUAUUGAUUUGGUUUUACGACUACAGAAUUAUAAGGAAUUUUGAUACCGUAAUCAUUUUAAAAGCUAUGAUCGUUACCCUAAACAUACAGCCGUGUGAAAUGAAAUGAAAUGAGGAUUAUCGCCCUACUGUUCUGCUCCAACUGAGCUAAUGAUGACGGACACUCGCCAUACAGUGUGAUAUGAGGGAAAUUUUGCCCGGACCGCGGUGCUACGGCCUACUCUUAUAUCGAAUUCCAGCUACCAAGGGGUCUUUUAUAUGCGUGCGAAUGUGUACACAGGAACUCAGUAUUUCGUCCCAUUCGAAUGACUAUACAGCUUUCCUUGUACAGGUACCAUCAGGUAUAACACACACACACCCAGCUGGUAUUUCUGCAAUUAUACAGAGUAUUGAUAUUAGCAGGAAUCUAAAAAGACAAGAUUAUUUUAAUAAAAACUAUAAACAUUUAUAAUAAGUGAAAACCGAUUAAAAUGAUAAAACAGCCAUUGCUCAACAGGGGCGGAUCCAGAGAACAUGGAUAAGGGUUUUGCACGGGAGACGAAGUCGCAUGUCGUGCGCGCAGAAAGCGCAAUGGUCAACUAGGGGUCCAGGCGGUUCCCGUGGAAAACUUUGAAAACUGGAAGCUACUAAAUGCCACUUCGUUUGAAUUUAAGUGUCUUAUACAAUAUCUUGGUGACAAAAUAUGUUUCCCUUUGGCUGAAUAUAUUUUUUCUAUCGACGGUGAUGAACAUACAAUCUCGACCGUCGAGGAAAUAUAUAUUUUAAAACAAACAUUAAGUAAAUAAAGUUGACAUAGUAACAGAAAUAUCAUAUUCGUCAGCGGUAUAAUAACGCAAGAGUGAGAAAUGAUUCGUCUUGAUGUUGUUACAAUCAAAUACGAUAAUUUUGGCUUGUAUUGAAGAUGGAUGGUGUAAAAUUGUUAGUCCUUAUCCAGUGAAACAGCUGGAUUCCUAAAAUAUUUAAGCCCUUGAUUGUAAUGUGAAGCACUUUUGUGAAGAUCACGAGUAUCUUUAAUAGUUUUUCCAUUAUAUUUUAAUAAUAUCUUUUUUAUAUUGAGUUAGAGUUUAGAUUCUAAUUGUAAAUGGGGUUUUAUAUUAUAUUUAUGAUAUCUCUUUUGUUUUAAGUUAGAGUUUCGAUUCUAAUUGUAAAUCGGGGGUUAUAUUAUAUUAAUGAUAUCUCUUUUAUAUUAAGUGAGAGUUUAGAUUCUAAUUGCA